AGAAACCCUUAAGAUUUAAACCUUUGCUUCCACCAGAUUCGUGUCGCCUCUUGAACACCGAAGCUCUGAAACCAAACCGUUAACCUUUGCACCACCUUCUAGGGUUCUUCGUCGUGAUUAUCUGAAUCUGCAAAGAUGUUCUCUGCUCAGAACAAGAUCCACAAGGACAAGGGUGUUGCACCAACUGAUUUCGAGCAAGAAGUUGCUCAGGCUUUCUUUGACUUGGAGAACACCAACCAGGAGUUGAAAAGUGACUUGAAAGAUCUCUACAUUAACCAAGCUGUUCAGAUGGAUUGUUCUGGCAACCGCAAGGCUAUUGUGAUCUACGUUCCCUUCAGAUUGAGGAAAGCCUUCCGCAAGAUCCAUCCUCGUCUUGUCAGAGAGCUCGAGAAGAAGUUCAGUGGCAAAGAUGUUAUCUUUGUUGCCACCAGGAGAAUCAUGCGUCCCCCAAAGAAAGGCUCAGCUGUUCAGAGACCACGCAACAGGACUCUCACCUCCGUCCAUGAAGCCAUGCUUGAGGAUGUCGCUUACCCUGCUGAGAUUGUUGGAAAGCGUACCAGAUACCGUGUUGAUGGUACCAAGAUCAUGAAGGUGUUUUUGGAGCCUAAGGAGAGGAACAACACUGAGUACAAGCUUGAGACAAUGGUCGGUGUGUACAGGAAACUUACAGGGAGAGAUGUUGUUUUCGAGUAUCCAGUCCAAGAACUUUGAAGAGAUGAAUGUUCGUUUGAUUCUUUGUUUUUUUGUCUGCUAGGGAGCUUUUGAUUCUGUUUUGUUUCUGUGUACAAGUUACUUCAGUCUUCCUCAAAAUCCUAUUUAACAAAACAUUUAUUCA
This is a messenger RNA of Brassica napus (rape), 835 nucleotides long. Its product is annotated as 40S ribosomal protein S7-like. The transcript is spliced from 5 exons. Gene Ontology annotation, biological process: ribosomal small subunit biogenesis; rRNA processing; translation. Bases 136 to 711 code for a protein of 191 amino acids. Lineage: Eukaryota; Viridiplantae; Streptophyta; Magnoliopsida; Brassicales; Brassicaceae. Gene Ontology annotation, molecular function: structural constituent of ribosome. The record is from RefSeq and is a predicted model, not a curated record. Gene Ontology annotation, cellular component: small-subunit processome; ribosome; 90S preribosome.